GCGAGCGAGCAGCAGCAUCAGCAUCAGAUCGCGACUCAGACACACACACACACACACACACACACAGGCAGCACGCUGGUGCUGGUGGUCCCUGUCUCUGUGCGCGGUCUGUCCCCGUGUCCCCCCGUCUGUUCUCUCCGCCGAGCCAUGAAGCAGAUGCUGUUCGACCUGAUGAGGAUGAGCAGGAUUUGCCGGAUGGUCCUCGCCACAUGUUUGGGAUCUUUCAUCCUGGUCAUCUUCUAUUUCCAAAGUAUGUUUCAGCCAGUAAUGAGACGGAACCCGUUUGCAACAGAGGGCUGCUGUCGGAGAGGCUCGAGAAAUGCGCUGCAGGAGCUUUAUAACCCCACACAGGCGGAGUUCUCCAGAGCAGCUCUUCUCCAUCAGGCUCGGCGGGACCAGGUGGCCCAGACGUGUCGUGCCCACAGUGCCUCGAGCCGCAAGCGGCACGUCCUGACACCCGGCGACCUGAAACACUUGGUAGUGGAUGAAGAACAUGAGCUGAUCUACUGCUACGUCCCCAAGGUGGCUUGCACCAACUGGAAGAGGGUGAUGAUGGUCCUGAGCGGGCACGGCAAGUACAGCGAUCCCAUGCAGAUCCUGCCCAGUGAGGCCCACGUGCCCUCCAACCUUAAGACGCUCAACCAGUACAGCAUCGCCGACAUCAACUACCGCCUGAAGAAUUACAUCAAGUUCUUGUUUGUGCGCGAGCCCUUCGAGCGCCUGGUGUCUGCGUACCGGAACAAGUUCACCCUGCGCUACAACACGUCCUUUCACAAGCGCUAUGGCACCCGCAUAGUCCGGCGCUACCGCAAGAACGCCACGGCUGAAGCGCUCCAGAACGGCGGCGACGUCAAGUUCACGGAGUUCGCAGAGUACCUUGUGGAUCCGGCCACGAAACGUGAGGCGCCGCUGAACGAGCACUGGCAGACGGUGUACGCCCUGUGUCACCCCUGCGACAUCCACUACGACCUGGUGGGCAAGUACGAGACGCUGGAAGAGGACGCCGACUACGUGUUGAAGCUGGCCGGGGUGCCCGACUCGCUCCAUUUUCCGUCCUACGCCAAGUCGACUCGCACCACCGACCAGAUGGCGGCCAUGUUUUUCAACAACAUUAGCUCGCAGCAGCAGAGCCAGCUCUAUCAGCUUUACAAGAUGGACUUCCUGAUGUUUAACUACUCCUCUCCAAGUUACCUGAAGGAGCAGUAGGGAGGCUUGGUGCGUGACUCACGUGGCACAAACUGCUCUCUGCUCGAACAAACACUCGAAGCUAAACUCGACUUGAUACGAGGAGAAAUCAUUACUUGUGGAAAGCGGCGCAAAAAGACUUUAAACCAGAGGUCUGCUGUAUCGUGAAGCAGACGAGGAAUAUUAGUACUGUAUUUGGUCACCGCUUCACGUUUGAUGCGUAUUCAGGUAACCCUGGCGUCUGUGUUAAUACACACUACAUCCGAUUGUAAAAUAAAGAUCAUGUUACUGUUUAUAUUUCCUACCAUUAAUAAGCAAUAGGACUUGCGGCCUCAUUUACUGUACUGAGCAAAGAUCUGGAAAAAAAUGAUGAGCGAAAGACUCUCGUGGACUUCAACGAUGGAACCGAAACAUCACUUGAGAUACAACUGAACUUGUGGAAAGCUCAUUUUACUGUUAUUUAUGGUCGACCCCCUUAACCACAGCCAUCUCCUGUGUGAGGACCGUGUGACUGUGUGUGUGUGUGUGUGUGUGUGUGUGUGUGUGUGUGUGUACAGUAAUUAUAUGAUGCAUAUGUAAAAGACAGGCUCUGUGCACACACAGGAAGAUGUGAACACACUAUGUGGGCGUGUCCUGCUGUUCAGUCAUGCGGUCAAACGUCAGAGGUCGGCAAGAGGGCGUUCUCCGAAGAACUUUCAUCCAUCUUAUAAAAAAAAAAAAAAUGAAGAGAAUAUUCGCUUGGUUUUUAUUGACUUGUGAAAGGCAGCUGCGAGCGGCUAAACAAAACGUAAUUUAAAAUCCUUUGUAAGAAAAAAAAAAAAAAUGAGAAGACAAUUUUAAUUUUCUCCGAGAGACGGAUUUAUAAAGAGCAGUAUUGAUUUUUAAUGUGUUAUUUUUUUUGUUUGUUUGUUUUGGAGUGGAUUUUUUUUGUUUUUUCUCUCUAAGGAAAACAAAGUGACUGCUUUCUGUGCUGUUCUCAUAGGAACGAUUUAUUCAGACGGACUGAACGAGGGAUGAGGGAAAGUGCUAGCCGGUAUCUGUUUCCUGCAUUAAACCCGUGUUUGUUCCGUCUUUAUCCCGAAUUCAAAGGAACACAUGCUUUUAUUUGGAGCCGUGUCUUUUUAUGGCCUCGUGUUGUUAUGACUGUAAAUUAGAACGAGUCUGAAGAUGAUGAAAUCACCUAUUUAUGUGUCUGACAGCCACAGACGGGUGUGUCUGUCUCCACUGUCUGUGUCUGCACAGUGAAGAAAAAAAAAACCUUCACUGGUCAAGGUGUCUCAGUCUAACGCCAGCUCUCUCUUUCAUCCGGAUGAGCGGACAGAUUAGUGCGCCUGGAUAAAUAAAUGCCUCUUAGGGUUUGUUAUUUCGAACAAAUUCAUAGCCGUCUAGUGAGAAAAACAUGGCAAAGAGGAAGAGAAACAUCUGUGUUCUGCCUCUCCACUUCAAAAUGUCAUUGCUAUACAGAAUUCAAUCAACCAGGAACUACACUAUAUGGCCAAAAGUUUGUGGACACCUGACCAUAUAAAUUGUAUGUUCUUCUUUAUGAACAUCCCAUUCCACAUUUCAUCCCUGUUUCCUCUUAGAAUAACCUGCACUCUUCUGGGAAGAUGUUUCACUGUUAAUAAAGUCAGGUACUGAUGAAGGUGAGGACGUGAGGAGGCCUGGGGUGCAGUCAGCUUACACACUCAUCAUCUUCAAUAGGGUUGGAGCUCAGGAGAUCUUUCAUAUAUUCCAAACCAUGUAAAGCAGAUCUUCAUGGAGCUGGCUUUGUGCACGUCAUGCUGGAACAGAUUAGGUCUCCUGGUUCAAGUUUCAUGCAAAUUCCGAGGCUGAUAAAGUAGGGUGUCCCAAUACUUUUGGCCACACAAUAUGUCACAUCAAAGCCUACGGUCCUCACCAAUUAUUACACCUAAGAAGUGUGUGCUUGUGUAAGGAAGUCAUCAACAACAGGGCUGUGAUGUUUCACAGCACACCAGAAUUUGUUUCUCUUCAUUGCAAUUUUUCUUUAUUUUCAAUUACAUUGAAUGUCGGCGAAAAAUAAAUAAAUAAAUAAAAAGUUCGAUCCCGAUCUCGCUUUUCUCCUGUCGUGAUGUUGCUGAAAACGGAAAACCGUCUUGUAACGUUACCUCACGUUACAGGAAACAGUCAGAUCUGCUGUUGCAGGCUUAUAGAAACCUUCUGACCAAAAUGCUGAGGUAAAAUAUUUCAUUACGUUCCUUUUUUCUUUCUGAAUCAAUGUCCUUGAAGCAUUGUUAGCCAAAUCCGUUCAGAAAAUGAUGACCAAAUCGAACAAACGAUAGAAAAAACAUGCGAUAUUGAGUGAAGGCUACAGAGAUAUGAGCUAACGGCUUAAUGAAUGGGAAUGAGUGCUGGGUGUCAUGGAAUCAUGAGUUUUAUAUAUAUAUAUAUAUAUAUAUAUAUAUAUAUAUAUAUAUAUAUAUAUAUAUAUAUAUAUAUGAACAUUAUGAGAGAAUUGUUCCGUUUUAGAGAUAUGGAUGGUUGUAAAUACUGGAACGGAGAUUCUUAUUUACAAUAAGUAUUUAACAACAACAAAACUAAAAACCUCAUUCAUAUCUGAGGUCGUUGAUCGAAUUGAAUCUCGACAUAAUUUUCAUUCGUCCUCAUUUUAUGUGGACUUUUUUUGUUUUUUUCCGUCCCGGAUUUACCCGAACCGCGAUUUCGUGAGGUAACGUACUUCGCUACGCCUUGCGUUUUGCUAAUGCUAACGGUUCACUGUCGCGCGGUUAAUAAGAGCAGUUGGAAAUCCGAGAAAAGAACGAAUCUGUACGGUUCUUCAGAUGCUUUUGUAUUUAAAUGGUUUCUUUUUCUCUUUAAGUUCAGUCAGUAUGUUCAUUUUUGCAUCCACACACACAUACACACACACACACUCGCUCGCUCGCUCACUCCGAGUGCCUUCAUCCAAGUAAACUCGUACACUUUUCUGGGAAUUUUGCUCUGCAGGAAGUCCUGAUCUACAAUCAGUUCUUAUAUGUAAUGACUAUAAUUAGAUGGACCACUGAUUGGAGAUCAGCACAGAAAUGCUUAGACACUACAUCUGAUUUUCCUUCUUUUCUUUUUUUUUUUUUGGGUUCCACACUAUGAUUGCUACUGGAUGCCUUUCAGGAUGACAUUAGCCUAAUGUGUGUGUGUGUGUGUGUGUGUGUGUGUGUGUGUGUGUGUGUACACAUUUUCACACCGACUAACUCAUUUGAGCUCAAUCGUCCCACGUUCUCACACCAGACACUAUUUUAUUUACGUGUCCACGUCCACCCUCAUCAUUGGGGAAGGAGCUUCCAGACGGAUCAGGACAUAUUUAAAGGUGUACAGGACUCUCGGAGAAGACUGUCUCCAGCACAACAUGCUUCAUGAAUCACACUGUCUCUCGUUUUUUUUUUCUCUGUUUUCUCAAUAAAGAUUCAAAUUGAAUGAAA
Molecule: messenger RNA, 4616 nt
Organism: Silurus meridionalis
Lineage: Eukaryota; Metazoa; Chordata; Actinopteri; Siluriformes; Siluridae
Gene: chst11
Product: carbohydrate (chondroitin 4) sulfotransferase 11
Exons: 3
Coding region: 148-1206 (352 amino acids)
Biological process (GO): carbohydrate biosynthetic process; proteoglycan biosynthetic process
Cellular component (GO): membrane
Molecular function (GO): sulfotransferase activity
Source: RefSeq, a predicted model, not a curated record